GACAUUUUAUUGUGUUAAGAUUCUGUAAAAUACUUGGGAUACUUUCAUCUUUAAAAGAGAAAAUCGAAAAUGAAGUGAAAUUGUCGAGUUUUUUUUAAUAUAGUGAGCUGAUAUAAAAAUAGUGGAGGCAACACAAUCUCAGUCAUGUUAAGGAUUCGUCUUAAAAUGGGUCCUUCAUUGAGAAACAAAGAAUGGACAUGUUGCUUUGGUCUUCAUGUUCGUACAGCAACAAUUAUUAUUGGCGUCUGGCAUUUGUUUUUGAACGUGCUGGCUUUGGCUAUACUUUCUGUAAUAAUCAGAACCAAUAACUAUCAUCUAUUAUUGGAAAAUUUUGAAGAUGAUGGGAACGAAUCUGAAUCACUUGCCCCGAUAUUACCUACCCCAUUGAGUAAAGUAGACCCUCCAUAUGCAUAUCGGGAUCAUUUUCAGCAAACAGGGUUACGCAAUGAUGAUGUUGAUAUGAGCGGUUUAGUCUUUCUUUGUAUGAUCGCAGUUACGCUGAUGCUUAUUUAUGGAGCAGUGAAGGGAAAGCCAUCUCACCUAUUACCAUUCUUCUGUUUGCAAAUAUUUGAUUUCGCAAUUGCUACUCUUACAGCGGCAGGCCAUUUAUGUUAUAUAAGAUCAAUGCACCUUUGGAUAACAGAAAGUCAGAAUCGGCUUCCAUGGCGAGAAGAGCUAAUCAAAUUAAGUCCCAAAACUUUGUCAGUACUCGUGUUAGUGGGAUUCAUUUUUUUCAUUUUGCUCAAAGCCUAUUCAAUUGGCAUUGUUUGGCGCUGCUAUAAAUGCUUGACUAUAAAGCAACACAAUCUUCGCUCAAUGCUGCCGUAUAUUAUUCCAGACACCCCUGAUAUAGCAAAUAGUUGUCAGGAAAGAGACAAUAAUUCUCUCUUGCCGGGUUAUGAAGAAGCUAUAGCGGGUUUGAAGCAAUCGCCUCCACCGUCAUACGUGGUCGCAAUGGCUAUGAAUAGCAAAAAUAUUUCAGAAACAGUCAAUACGGAACCAUCGACCAGAAUUGGUGACAAUCAUACUAUCUGUUCAGAGCCACCACCAUAUAAUUCUAUUGAAAUCGUUUCAUCGCAAUCUGGUGCUGAAAUUUCAAAUAAUAAUAUUCAUUCAGUGGUAACAUUUGAACCAGCAACAAAUAGUGAAACGAAUAAUGUUUUGACUAAUAAUGAUAGCGCAUAAACUCUAAACUUGAAUUGCAUCUUCUGUACAGUUGAUCUUCGUGAAAUUUAUCGCUUAAAAAUCUGUAUUUUGAAUGUCCAAUAUUCGCUUCGGUAUAAGGAUACCGGGUUAAAUAUAGCUUACUUAGAUGUACAACGAUUGUAUUUUUAACACAUAACUCAAGUUAGCUAAAAAUUGAAUUCGUUUUGUAUUGUGAAACCCCAGCAAGAGAAUCUACAUGUAACCAUAUACCACCCAUUCGACCCACCAGUAAGUAAACAAUAAGGCAAAACAUUCAAUUACCGUGGACCCCCGUUCGUUUGACCGUUUUUAAUCUGAACACUUUAAUUUGAACCCCGUUGGUUUGCACGAUGUGCAAAUUAAAAAUGGUUCAAAUGUCAUUCUCAAUAUGACAUCAUUUGCUUAUGCAGACAAUGUACAUAGACACGAUUUGUUUGUACUGAUCUAGCGUGUUUAAUCUGUUUCACAAUGCGUUUUCCCAACGAUUAUGGUAGAAAUCUGAUCGGAGAAUGAAAUAUUCGCUGCUUGCAACUACCAACUGAAUCAAACCACCAAAACAAUAACAAAGAACAGGGCAGCCAGUUCACACAAGCUCCAGCAUAUUUAGGGUUACCAGUUGUUCAAAUUAAAAGCUAACCCCGAUAGUUUGCAUGAGGAAUCGUUCAAACGAACGGGGGUCCACUGUAUUAUAUUAUUGUUUCAUUCCGGCUGUGUUCGCUUUCGCUCACGAUUGUUGGCUCCGCCAGAUUUAUCUUCGUCAGUCUGUAUAUGGGUCAUUCCACGCGAAGUGUCCGAGCCCCGUGUAAUCGACCUUCACGAAUUUGAACCAAAUUUCCCCAGAUUGUUCGUUUUCGGUCAGAAAGCAAAAAUCGAAAAUUUGGUGCCGAUCGGAUAUUCCCUCGAUUAAUGGGAGCACCCUAUUUUUAAGGAAAAUACCCUUUUUUGUCAAAACCUCUUUUUUUCUUUUGCUUAUAUAUGGGUAUAGAAAGAAACUAUUUUCACAUUUUCAAAGGAAAUCAUCCAAGGAAUUCGAAAAAGAACUGUUUAGAAAAACCUUGUUACCUUGCUUUUCCGAUAUGCUAAAGUAUUUUUACAUUGCGUAGAGAAUUACUGCUUCAAAAAAAGUUGUUUUGCUCUUAGUUUUACAUUAAAAAUGGGGAAUUGCUUGCUUUAAAAUGCUGUAUCUCGGGAUCGGCAAAGAAUACCGCGGGGCAAUGAGUGAUUCGUAUGUAAAAAAUCUGCGGAACACGAUGAAGUUGAAAUUUUUGAGAUAAAAUUGUCUUCAUUAAGAGAAAAAUGUAAAUUUAGUUUUCAAAUUAAGUUUAAAAAUGUUUGGCAGCCCGUGUGCUCAAAAAUAAUAUCUCUUUCAAAUUCCUUGGACGAUUUCCUUUGAAAAUGUGAAAAUAGUGUCUUUCUAAACUUAAUUUUCCUGGAGAUAUAAGCAAAAGAAAAAAAGAGGUUUUGACAAAAUCGGGUAUUUUCUUUAAAAAUGGAGGCGCUCCCAUUAAUCGAGGGAAUGGUCGAUCCGUACUAAAUUUUGGAUUUUUACUUUCUGACCGAACACGUUUGAACUUUUUCUCGGUCACUUGGCAUGGGAUGACCCAUAUAUAUACUUAUGCCGUGUAUAGGGCCAACGCAUCUCUAGCAUAUUUUUAGUAAUGACUUUGUGCGAAUCAUGCAAAGGCGUUUAAAAAGGGUAUAUAGGGAUAUUAUUGCUUUGUCGUAUAAAAUUAUGAUAAAUCAUACGAACGACAAACUAUAUUAAAUACACUCAAGUCACUUUUUACGCGAAGCAUACGUUCUGCGUAAAUCAAAAUAACGUAAAUUCCAAAAUUCGCAAAUUCAUUUCAUGUUCAAUUUCGUUACUUAUAAUCAAAUUAUUAUUAUUAUAUUUAUUUACUUUGCCUGAUUGGUUCCAGUGAUGACGACAAAAUUUGACGUUUUACUCGUCAAAAACUAAAAGCGAUUAUUUUCAUGACUGUGAGACACGAUUGUUUCGAACUAUAGUUUCCAUUAAGGCAAUAGAUAAAAAGCAAAGCAAAUCCUGGGUGCUACAUUGCUCCAAGUAUUGUUCUGCAAAAACCACGCCUACAGAUUUGAAUAGUCGUUCGUCGAACGGAACUAAUAACAACAAGCAAGGUUGCAGCGCUCAUAAAACCGUAUUGCUUUAUAGAAGUAAAAUCUGUAAAUGUCGUGUAUAUAACUUUUGUAAAGCAGAGUGUAAUCUAUUAUCUC
This is a messenger RNA of Sabethes cyaneus, 3420 nucleotides long. Its product is annotated as lysosomal-associated transmembrane protein 4B. The record is from RefSeq and is a predicted model, not a curated record. The coding region runs from base 145 to 1185 and encodes 346 amino acids. Gene Ontology annotation, cellular component: lysosomal membrane. Lineage: Eukaryota; Metazoa; Arthropoda; Insecta; Diptera; Culicidae. The transcript is spliced from 6 exons.